This is a messenger RNA of Benincasa hispida (wax gourd), 2009 nucleotides long. Its product is annotated as putative protein phosphatase 2C 27. The record is from RefSeq and is a predicted model, not a curated record. Gene Ontology annotation, molecular function: cation binding; protein serine/threonine phosphatase activity. Gene Ontology annotation, biological process: protein dephosphorylation. Lineage: Eukaryota; Viridiplantae; Streptophyta; Magnoliopsida; Cucurbitales; Cucurbitaceae.
AUUCGACAACUUUUGGAGGAUUCUGAUUUCGUCGAGCGGUUUUGCCGGGUUGUGGUUCUUCCGCAAGAUUUUAAUAUUUGCUUCAGUAGAUCCGAUAUUUCCCAUCAAACGCAACGGAAGGUUGCCAGAUUUUGCGGAUGUUCACUGGGUUUCUUCUCUGUAUUUCAUAGUUCGAUCGGCAGUUUGAUCUGGGUGUCCUUUUGUUGCUCAUUUCAAGUUAUUGUGUAUUGGAGUUUUGGAUUGAAGGCUGCGACUUCCUUGUAAUUGGGUAAAGUUCAGGUGGUUUUUUUCUUCGACUUAUUGGUUGAUCUGUGCCCCAACCCUGGCCGACACUGUUGGAACUUGCAAUUAUUAAGAACUUCUGAUAGGUCAGCAGAGGCUACUUUCCGAGCUUUAAAUUUGGAAAUUUGACGUCUAGGAAUUGAUUCGUGUCCCGAGGGCGUUGUUUGUAGUUCUUCUGAGAUAAGGAUCAAAAUCGAAUUUAUAGAAUAAUUUAUGUCUUGGACAGAAAUAUGGCUACGGGUAUAGAUUUUUCACCUCCCUUCACUCUACUGGAAGGUGGCGGAUACAAUAAGGAAAAUGUAUCAGCCACAGAUGACGAAAGUUCUGAUAACUUUAAUAGUUUGAAACAGAUGAGCAGUGGGAAACCUCCCAGACACCUCUCAGUAAUGCGACAUAGUGUGAGCUCCAUAAAGCUCCUUGGCCAAACUGAUUUAAGCUUGGAUGCUGAAACUCUUGGGAAUAAGUCACCUGAUGGAAAAGCAGGAUACUUACCUGUCUUUAGAUCGGGUAGCUGUUCAGAAAGGGGACCUAAACAGUACAUGGAAGACGAGCACAUAUGCAUAGAUGAUCUUGUUGAACAUAUCCAUGCUUGUGCAGAUUUCACUUCUCCUGGAGCUUUCUAUGGUGUAUUUGAUGGCCAUGGGGGUACAGAUGCUGCUGCUUUUGUCAGAAAGAACAUCCUCAGAUUCAUAGUCGAGGACUCCUGUUUUCCAAUUAGUGUGGAGAAGGCAAUUAAGAGUGCUUUUUUGAAAGCUGAUUAUGCAUUUGCUGAUGCUAGUUCUCUGGAUAUCUCCUCUGGCACAACUGCUCUAACUGCUUUCAUUUUUGGAAGAACAAUGAUUAUCGCGAAUGCUGGGGAUUGUCGAGCUGUUCUGGGGAGGAGGGGGAAGGCUAUUGAGGUGUCAAAGGACCAUAAGCCCAACUGUGCGUCUGAAAAGCUCAGAAUUGAGAAGCUGGGUGGGGUGAUUUAUGAUGGGUACCUCAAUGGCCAGUUAUCUGUUGCACGUGCAAUAGGAGAUUGGCACAUGAAAGGUGCUAAGGGUUCUGCCUGCCCGCUGAGUGCCGAGCCAGAGCUGCAGGAACUGAGUUUGACGGAGGAGGAUGAAUUUCUAAUAAUGGGAUGCGAUGGGCUUUGGGAUGUGAUGAGCAGUCAGUGUGCUGUUACAAUGGCAAGGAAAGAGCUGAUGCUACAUAAUGAUCCUGAAAGGUGUUCAAGAGAGCUGGUAAGGGAGGCGCUAAAGCGCAAUACAUGCGAUAAUUUAACCGUUAUCGUGGUCUGUUUUUCAGCUGAUCCACCACCUCGGAUAGAAAUCCCUCCAACUCGAGUAAGGAGAAGCAUAUCAUUAGAAGGGCUGAAUUUGUUGAAAGGUGUACUGGACUGCAAUUCUUGAUUUUAAACGGGAGAGAUGCGAGAGUUGGUGUAUAUAAUAACAUUGGUUACGCAGACUGGGCUACGGUUUCUCCACCCGAGCUGCCGAUGCCCCUUAUCUAUUUGGCAUUGGAUGCUUUAACGAGGAAAAUAAAAGAGUCAUGUCGGAUUCGAAUUUUUUAUUUUUAUUUUUAUUUUUAUUUUAAUCUUUAUUAUUGUUCUUUUAUUUCCUUUUGGUAUAAUGUGCUUCCAAAUUCCGUGCGUGUACAGAUUAAUGUUGUACCAGUUGGGAACCCAAAAAUUCAUUUGUUUCCUAAUCUCCUCUUUUCUAUGAAGUUAGUGAGAAUUUUCGGAGCCA